Leopardus geoffroyi (Geoffroy's cat) is the source of this 2544-nucleotide messenger RNA. RefSeq names its product potassium two pore domain channel subfamily K member 4 (gene KCNK4). Gene Ontology annotation, biological process: potassium ion transmembrane transport; stabilization of membrane potential. NCBI's taxonomy places the organism in Eukaryota, Metazoa, Chordata, Mammalia, Carnivora, Felidae. Gene Ontology annotation, cellular component: membrane. Gene Ontology annotation, molecular function: potassium ion leak channel activity. The coding region runs from base 1046 to 2251 and encodes 401 amino acids. The transcript is spliced from 7 exons. The record is from RefSeq and is a predicted model, not a curated record.
GUACCUGGUCAUCACACCCCCUCGUAGUUCCUGGGAGCCUAGUCCUGCUCCUGUCUGGAAACUUCACUUGGGGUCAUCCUGGGCAUCCGAUCUUCAGGGCCUCCAGAGAGGGCAUCUGAGACUCCCAGUCAGCUCGAAGCUGAACAGUCCCUUUUUGUUGAAAGGAAACUAACAUUUGUAGGGCACUUUAUUGUGUGUGCCAGCCUCUGUUUUGAGCAUUUACAAAUACCUCUUUAAUGCUCAGAACAGCACUCCGAGGUGAUAAUUAAUCAUCCCUUUUCCGUAAGUAGGGACUGGGAGGCUCUUGAGAACGUAGUAACCCGCUGCGCCCUCUCCUGGUAGGGGGUGGUCAGCCUUAGAGCCCAGGCUCAAAACCACCCACUGUGAGGGCUGAGGACCCCAGGCUAGAGGAUUUGGGGAGAGAUCGGGGUUUGCAAAGAAGUGGGUGAGAACCGAGAGGGGAGCAGUUCCAAGACCUGCCUGAACCCUGGGUGUUCAGGCUGCGAGGGGCGGGGGCGGAAGGGGGGAGUCCUGGCACUAGCCACGGAGGUGAGGACCAAGGGAUGAGGAGGGACAGGAGGUGCCCCAGCAUGACUUUCCAGAACCGGGUCCCAGUCCUCCCUCAGCCAAUUCCAGGUUGUUUCAGUGGCUCGCCCACCCCUUCGUCCCGCGGGGCCGCCUCCCUCAGGAGCGCUGAGCCCAAGGGCCAGGCUGUCCCCCAGGGGCGGGGAGUUGAGGGCCAUAAUGGGGCUGGGAGACGCUGGGAGGUUAGCGCGGUGCCUGUCCGGAGAGGUGAGCCGGCAGAUGUCCAGGCUGGGGCCGUGCCGCUGGCCACACUGGAUGGCCGGCGGGGCAGUACCAGGACUCCGGUCUGAGACUCCAGGUCGGACCCAGCGGCGGCCCCUCUCGGGCUCCUCGGCCCCUCACCUGCCGAGAUCCGCCGGAAUUGGGGGGCUGAGCGGCCGCAGUGACCACAGCUCCCCAGGAGCCCCCUGCCCGGCCUCCCCAGGCGGGCAGUGGAGUCAACCGGGCCCCUGGGCGCGCCAUGCGCAGCACCACCCUACUGGCGUUGCUGGCCCUGGUCCUACUCUACUUGGUAUCCGGUGCCCUGGUGUUCCAGGCCCUGGAGCAGCCCCACGAGCAGCAGGCCCAGAGGGAGCUGGGGGAGGUCCGAGAGAAGUUCCUGAGGGCCCAUCCAUGUGUGAGCGACCAGGACCUGGGGCUCUUCAUCAAGGAGGUGGCUGAUGCCCUGGGAGGGGGUGCGGACCCUGACACCAACUCAACCAGUAACAGCAACCACUCAGCCUGGGACCUGGGCAGCGCCUUCUUUUUCUCAGGCACCAUCAUCACCACCAUCGGCUAUGGCAACGCGGCCCUGCGCACAGAUGCCGGGCGGCUCUUCUGCAUCUUUUACGCGCUGGUGGGGAUCCCGUUGUUCGGGAUCCUGCUGGCAGGGGUCGGGGACCGGCUGGGCUCCUCUCUGCGCCGCGGCAUCGGUCACAUCGAAGCCAUCUUCCUGAAGUGGCACGUGCCACCGGAGCUGGUGCGAAUACUAUCCGCGGUGCUCUUCCUGUUGAUUGGCUGCCUGCUCUUUGUCCUCACGCCCACGUUCGUGUUCUGCUACGUGGAGGGCUGGAGCAAGCUGGAGGCCAUCUACUUCGUCGUAGUGACGCUCACCACGGUGGGCUUCGGGGACUAUGUGGCCGGCGCCAGCCCCAACCAGAACUCUGCAGCCUACCAGCCGCUGGUGUGGUUCUGGAUCCUGCUCGGCCUGGCCUACUUCGCCUCAGUACUCACCACCAUCGGGAACUGGCUUCGAGUAGUGUCCCGGCGCACUCGGGCAGAGAUGGGCGGCCUCACGGCGCAGGCCGCCAGCUGGACCGGCACCGUGACGGCGCGGGUGACCCAGAGAGUCGGGCCCACGGCACCACCGCCGCUGGAGAAGGAGCGGCCACUCCUGCCUCCACCGCCGUGCCCAGCGCAGCCCGCCGGCGGGCCCCUGUCCCCUGCGCUCCCAGCGAAGGCCGAGCCGCCAACCCCGCCGUCCCCGCCCACCCCGCCCACCGCCUCCGCGCUGGAUUACCCCAGCGAGAACCUGGCCUUCAUCGACGAGUCCUCUGAUACCCAGAGCGAGCGUGGCUGCGCGCUGCCCCGCGCGCCACGGGGUCGCCGUCGCCCCCCUAACCCUCCCCGGAAGCCCGUGCGGCCGCGGGGCCCAGGGCGUCCCCGGGAAAAAGGCGUGCCGGUGUAGGGGCAGGACCCCCGGCCUGGGCCUCUCAAAGGGCUUCGUUCUAGCUCUCCCUGGCAUGCUCUGCUUGUUUGACCAAAGAGGCCUCUUUCGACCGGACUGAGGCCUGGGGAGGAAGCUACGGGUUGCUUGUCUGCCACCCUCCCCCGCCCGGCUCCUGGCCCUCUCCUCACUUCAUUCAUUUGCAGACCCCCCAAGGCUUUCUGUCUCGCUGUCCCGGCUGGGCCCGUCCCUCACAACACCUCACGACUGUGCCUCAAAGCCUGCAUCAAUAAACGAAAACAGUUUGCACCGCU